UCUUUUAUCAAUAUCAUCACCAUGAAGUUAGAAAGGGAAACAACCCUAAUCAAAUCCCGAUCCCCUUUUUGGCGGGUUCCACCGUCUGCUUUCGCCGACAAACAUAUUCUGGCGAGCCUCUCUUCUUUUUCCCCUCCUCUAUCCGUCUAUUGUCUUCCUCUUUAAUGAUGACUGAACUCGACAUCACAUCAGCGAUAUCACCGGACCAACGAAAUGCGUCGAGUCCGAGUUCGUUUCUUCACUCUACAACCUCCUUGCCGAUUGAAUCUGUCAUUGGGGAGAUUCCAAUCUUACCUGGAAUGUCUUCGGUUCAACCCACAGGUGCUGUUAAUGCCUCCAAUGCUAUCACAGAGUCUGCAGCUCAAAUGACAGAUUAUGCUCCGGCUGAUGUCUCUAAGGUAAUAUAAUUCCACCUUCUGAGAUACUUCCACCAGAGUUCAAGGAAGAUGGUCAAUUACGGUUCCCAUGGGCAGCAAAGAUGGCCCCAACAAUUCGCAACCUUUAUCGUACAACAUCACCAACUUAUUUGGAGGAUGGUACUCCCAUGGUCGAGAUUCCUAAUCAUGUUUUAGCGCAGGGAUUAGAAAAUCAGAAGGAAUUUUUGGUUGGUCAGUUUAUUAGAUGUUAUAUACCAUCUGGAGGUGUCAUACAUGCUGUCGCUAACAGGAUUUGGGGUAAGAAGUGUAAGAUCUUCACUCGUAAAUUAGGUGACUCCUCGUUUUUUUUUCACAUCCCACAUGAGUCUACUAGAACUUGGGUGUUGGAGCGUGGUCUAUGGCAUAUUGACGAUUGCAUUAUGUUUGUGGCACUUUGGACUCCUACUGCUUCUUUAGCUUUGCCUGAGAUCACUUCAGUUCCGGUAUAGGUGACUUUAAAGAAUAUCCCAAGCUGUCUUUAUUCAUACUGGGGAAUUAGUUGGAUAGCUUCAGGAUUAGGAGAACCCAUGCUAACCAACAAACCAAGGUUGGAUCCAACCCUUAUGGAUGAGGCCAAGUUGAUGGUGGAAGUGGAAUUAGACAGGCUUUUUCCACAGAGAAUUGCAGCUACUGACAAGUUCGGUAAUGUCUCAAUGGUAGAUGUUGAGUACUCUUGGCUCCCAAAAAAGUGUGAGAAAUAUGGUCACCUAGGACAUAAAGAAACUAGAUGCCUCAUUCUUCGCCAGUCCAAUACUGUCUCCAUUCUUUCAAAGGGUUCUCCCUCAGAGGUUGUUGCACCAGUUGAAGAGCAAACUGUUGUCUCUCCCUCAGCCAACUCCACUCGCUCUUCUCAAAAUGUUCAGAUAGAUAUUGUCUCUUCUUUAACUCACUCUUCUUUUAUAUCAGAGGAGGGACCAUUGACACCAACUACCAUUGUACAUGGCUUAUCUCCUUCUACUGCGUCUUUAAACGCCAUUUCUCUUCCCGCUACUUUGGCCUCUUCAAAGGCUGCACCAACUAAGACUUCUUCAAUGAUUGGCUCUCCUCCAGCUAUGGAUACUCUAGUUGCUUUUACCCAACAAGGUUCAUUGGUAACUGAAGCUGCGCAAGAGAAUAUUAUUGGGAGCAAUACGUUUGCUUCCUUAGAUACAUAUUCUGAGAUGGGUGACUUCACUCUAAAGACUCGAGGAGGGAGGUCAAUAAAACCUACGCAAAAAGUUCAAGAGAAUGAAUGGACUACAGUUGGAAGACAUGGCAAACGUGGCCGUGGUGGUCGUGGUUAAGCACCGUAGUUCCUUAAUUUCUUUUUCUGUAAUCUAGAAUACACUUGUGUGUUCUUAUCCUUUUAACUACUUUCAAAAACUAUAUGACCUCAAAGUCAUAUCCUUGUAUUACCUUUUAUGCAUUUAAUUUGAAAGCCUUUU
This is a messenger RNA of Camelina sativa (false flax), 1840 nucleotides long. RefSeq lists its product as uncharacterized. The record is from RefSeq and is a predicted model, not a curated record. NCBI's taxonomy places the organism in Eukaryota, Viridiplantae, Streptophyta, Magnoliopsida, Brassicales, Brassicaceae.